GGUGUUUGAAAUUGUAGUGAACAAUUACUAUGAUCAGAACAUGUGUAUGUAUAGUGUUUAUGUGACUAACAAACAACAUAUUUUUGUUGACUCGGGAAACAGAAACUGAAGACCUAUAGCUAUCCGAAGCUUCACUUGAAACAGAUGCGUUUAGACUGUAAAUAUGAAUUUAUAUCCUAACAAAAAAAUGUCAGAGAUUGUUCUGUUUAUAAUGAUUUUGUGGAUAAGAGUUGAAUUGUCACGAUGCAGCGGCGAGGUAGUUGGAGAGGCAUCUAAUAAGAAUAUACAUAGCGGGCAUGGAGGACGAUUUCCAGCAGGGCAAAAUUCGUCUCACCAAAUACCGGGUACAGUUAAAAUUUUGAAAGCUGAAUGCAAUUCCAGAACCAUUGAUAUCACAAUUCCAAUUGAGAAAGUACGAUCGAAAAAAGGUCAAAUUUUGUCGCCAAGUAAAAUAUUUUUCAGAGCAGAUGCAAGUAAACUUUGCCAAGCUAAAUCGCUUAGCAGCGACAGCUACCGGAUAACAGUACCGCUGCAACAAAAAGCAUGUGGCUCUCAAGUCAAGCGUAAAAAGUAUCAAACCGAAUACAGAAAUGAGGUGGUUCUACUUGAUAUUGGAGCUGGAUUGAUAAGAAGCCUUCUCAACUUCACAUGUGUUUAUCAGGAUAAUGAUCAUAUAGUAAUAUUACCGACUUCAUCCAGUGAUUUAUCAAUUUCGCUAAAGGAUGACGUGAAGGGAAAAUUGAAGAUGAAACUUCAUCGUGAUAAAUCGUAUUCGCGUGAAUCAACAAUAGAUCAAGUCAUGCCUGAGAUAUCGGUCGGCCAUUUUGUCUUCGUGUCUAUCGAUUUCGAAUCUUCAAAUGAAGAAAUUGCCUCUCAGUAUCACGUUGUUUCAAACAAUUGUUUCGCAAGCUAUUUUCCUACAUUCGAUGAUAGAAGAAUGGCUCACUAUUUCGUAACCGACGGAUGCGCCAGCAAGUCCGAUUCUACAGUCGCUCUGGAAAGUAAUGGCGUUGGGUGGAUAUCUAGAUGGAAAUAUCAAAUGUUCAAAUGGGUGAAUACAACUUCACAACGUAUCUAUUUGUUUUGUGACGUUAGCUUAUGUGACGAACGUAAUCUUGAAGACCGGCACGUUUGCAACAAAAUAAAUAGUAGGAAAGAUUGCUUUGGAUAUAUAUACGGUGGAAAAAGUCGCCGAGAAGCAAGUAUCCAUAGCAACGAUACAAAGAACGAAGUAAAAUACAUUUUAUCCAUUGGUCCAAUAUUUCCCAAAGAUUCAGUUUAUCUUCUCGAUAAUUCUGAUGGAAUCGAAGAUAUUCUUGGCAAAGACAAAAGUUCAGGAGGAAAUGAUGAUUUAGUGGUUCCAAUAGCAGUUGGAGUCGUAGCUGGAGUAUGUGUUAUUAUACUUAUCGUUGCUGCACUUAUGUUCUGGAGAAGAAGAGUAGCUCGCGAAAAAUCAAAUCGUCAAAAAACGAAAAAGGAAAUUCAGCAAGGGUUUGCUUUCAUGAUGAAAUCUUCAAACGAUCCAGAAAUAUUUCCUCAAAAUGAUAAAGAUAAAAAAUCUGCACCAAAUAGGCGAGAAGACAAACGUGAUUCUUUAAAUUUUGACUUUGAUCGAGUUAUAGAAAACAGCAAUUCUGAAGCUGAACGAGACGAAGUAAAAUCUACCACGAACGAAAAUUUAUCUAACGGACGACGCCGUCGCCAUUCUUCAAUUGAUAAACCAAAAAGAUCGAAUAGUAGAAAUACCAAUGCGAAAUACAAGACAAAACCCUCGAGAAAACGUUCUAAUUCAACUGAAUUUUCAAGUUCAUCAUUGGAAAUUGUUCGUCCAAAAUCGACAGGGAGGGGAAAUCGUAGGAGACAUAGCGCACAAAGCAAUGGGGACUAAAUACAAUGUUUCAGUGAAAUAUGUCUUUUUUUCUACAGCAUUAUUUUUUGUUAUUUUGCUCCAUUCCCAAAUCCCUCACUGAUGCACUGUUAAAUAUUUACUGACAUUUGACCUGCUUUAAAACCGAAAUUUAAUAAAGACUAUAAAUAAAUAAUUACAAACAAACAUAACAUAGUUACAAAUUAUUACAAAAGCAUUGAUUUAUUUUAACCCAAAGAUAAGACGCUCAAAAUAAAAACCACAAUUGACAAAAGGUAUGGUUUCAAAAUUUGAAUAAUCGUAUUUGAUUUGUUUUAGCAAAUUGAUUGCUUUUAUAUGAUAUUUGUAAUGAAUGUUUUUAUAUGAA
Molecule: messenger RNA, 2234 nt
Organism: Styela clava
Lineage: Eukaryota; Metazoa; Chordata; Ascidiacea; Stolidobranchia; Styelidae
Source: RefSeq, a predicted model, not a curated record